ACCGAAGGUCGGUUUCUUGAAGGAACAGUGGAAACACUCCUAGUGGCGGCGCGCCGCCGGAACAUAGUGUUGCGGUUUUUCUCGUACGGAAAUGUGAAAAUUUUCGUAGUACAACGGGAAAAUCAAAGGCGAUUAGCGUGUGCCGUUGGUCGACGGUAAAAGGGGUCAGAAGGCCUGCCAGUUGCGACAUGGCGGGUUUUCGAGAAGAGGAUAAAGCACUCUUCCCGAUCCAGAGCAUCUCCUCGAUCGUCCAGAUCUUCCAAAAUCAACUGGAAAAUAGCUCGGAGCCGGACCUCGCGCUACUUUCGAUUCUCGUCGGAGCUGUUGAGAAUUCCCUAACCUGUAACCGAACAUUUACGUCGCAGGAGAGCACUGUUUACGACGAGCCUAAAUUGCCGGCCGUCGAAUAUCAUAUAGCCGAAGCAUUAUAUACUAAGUUUCACGCUGUUAUCAAAGGAGCUGUCGAUCUCACGGUUUACGACACCAAAUACGCUACGCGUGAACUCAUCAAGAAAGUCUCCGACGUUAUAUGGAACUCGCUCACGAGAAGCUACUACAAGGAUCGAGCUCAUCUACAGAGCCUCUACAGUUAUCUUACCGCAAAUAAAUUGGAUUGUUUUGGAGUCGCUUACGCAGUAGUCGCUGGUUGUCAAGUGUUAGGAUUUAAAGAUGUGCAUCUUGCUAUGUCAGAGGACCACGCAUGGGUCGUAUAUGGAGAGCAUGGUUCUGAAACUGCAGAGGUUACAUGGCACGGGAAGGGAAACGAGGAUAAACGUGGGCAACCCGUUGAACCUGGUGUAGCUUCUCGAUCGUGGUUGUACGUAAAUGGUCAGGCAGUUGUAUGUUCUCGUGCUAUGGAAGUUGCCACAAUAGUAUCUGCUAUAAAUCCUAGUCUGAGCGCAACAGCAGAUGCGGCAGAAGUAGCGUUACUUCAACAAGAAUUAUUAUGGUUACUCUACGAUUUGGGUCAUCUUGCCAAAUAUCCUAUGGCGCUUGGUAAUUUGGGUGAUUUAGAAGAAGCUGCGCCAACACCAGGAAGACCUCCUGCAAUAGAUUUGUUUCAGGAAGCCGUAAGAUGUGCAAGAAAAUAUUACGGCAAUGCACACGUUUAUCCAUAUACUUAUCAAGGUGGAUAUCUUUAUAGACAUGGAUUACACGCUAAUGCUUUGGCGUCUUGGUCAGACGCUGCAGACGUAUUGAGAAAAUACGAUUAUUCGCGGGACGACGGAGAAAUAUAUAAGGAAUUAUUGGAAAUUGCCAACGAAUUGAUACCGCACACGGUAAGGGCCGACGAACGACUGUUACGACAGCCACGGUGUUUCGUGUAUCUCCUAAGAUUUUACGACAGUAUCUGUCAAUGGGAAGAAGGAGCAAAUACUCCUGUCCUGCACAUAGGUUGGGCACGACCAUUAGUGAAUACAAUCUCUAAAUUCGAUGCUUCGAUCCGUGCUCAGGUUGUCAUCGAGUGUUACGAUAUGGAGACGAAGCAAGAGGAAGAAAAAAUGCAGAAGAGGGAAACGAGUCCCGAGGAGACUCUUAACAAUAAUAAUAAUAAUUAUUGUAAAACGAAGGAGAGGGGUAAUGCAGCACGCGAUUUAAUCAAAAGUUUGGAGUCUAAAGUACCGGCUAAUCCAGCACCGAUGCAUCCCAGUAUUCAAGCGUUAACAGCUGCCUGCAGUGAAAAAAUCCUCAACAGGGAUUAUUUGCUGCAAGGUGGUGGGGAACCAUUCGUCGCUCCUCCCGAGGAUGCCUUACCUCCAGCACCGUCAACAUCUCAGGAAAGCCUAGAUCCUGAGGAGGAAGUCGAUUCUGAAAAUGAGAGGCCAAGAAUAACUUUGUACAGUCAGAAAAUGAAGGGCCUCAAGGAUCUUCUUCUAGCCGAGAAGUUAAAUACGCAUGCUAUUUCGUUGCAAUUAACCGCACAAAGUCAGGUACAAAUAGGUAAGAAGUCACGCGGUAGCGACGAAGUAGGAGUCAAUCAGCGUCCGAAGAGGACGCGGCGCGAAUAGUAUAAAAUCUUUGACCACCGUUUUGGUCUGGUUAAGUAUUGAAACACGUUAACCCGUUCUAUGUCUCGUCUUUUAUAAACGACGAGGAGUAACGGGAAACGUGAUUGAAGAUACACAACGGUGGUCUGUACUUGCCGUCGAAAUGAAAGAAAAGCAAGAAAGAAAGAAAAAAACAAAAGAAACACAAAUCAGAAGGAAAAGUCUUCGCUCUCACAGUUUCCUUGUAUUUUUUCGAAGUGAAUUCUCGGAGUUGAUUAUUUUUCGAAGGAGAAAAAUCGUGAUGAAUUUUGUGCUGCUUGAUUUUUACAUUCUCUCAUUUAAUGCCGAGACGAUGGGAACUUUGUCGUUUUAGAGAUAGGUAUAGUAGAUAUGAACAAAAUUUAUAGAAAAGUACAAAAAAGUUCUCCCCCAUCCCACCCCCUUAUUUAAGUUAAAUACCGAUAAUUGCGAGUACUUGAGUUUUCGCGUCUUCGUGAAAAGAAAAGAAAAGAAAAGAAAAGAAAAAGAAAAAGAAAAAUGAAGGUAUUUUACACGCUUUAGACGCAUGUAUUCUUUCAUUCUUCCACGGUGUUUAAAAAAAGAAAAAAAGAAAGAAAGAAAGAAAAGAAAAACAAACAAACAAACAAACAAACAACAACAACAACAAAAAGAAAAAGAAAAGAUAUCUUUCCUUAUCGCACGGUGGAGAAAAAAAAAUGAAUCGAAUAUCGUACCUAAUUCUAUUAUUAUAGAACACUCAGAUUUUUCCCUUCAGUACGAUUAUUUAUUCUAUUAACGACAUAAUAAUGAUUUAUCGAGGCGCGAAUCGAUCGAUAUUCGGUAUUCGUCGUUUCUCAUAUGUCUAACUUUCUUGUUGCACUAUUAUUUAUUGAUUCACGUUUUUUCUAUUGAAGCUAUUGCACUAUGAAUGAUUACAAUUGACAAGUUGUCGUUAAUGUUUUUUAAAUGGUAGUUAAAACUUUUGUUAGAAUUACGCUUCUAUGGUCUAGUAAGAAAAACCACACAUUCCACUCUGUACGUGGUGCAAACUAAUUAAGUUUUACCUAAGGUAUUUUAAGCAUAAAAUGUUCGCUUAUUUUUAUAACUAUUUAUUUUCAGAAGUAAUUAUAAGUACCUAUUCGUAGUACUCUGUUUGGCUAUUUUUCGAUAGGAUAGGAAGAACAUAGACACGGUGCGCUAUUCUAUGAUUUGACGUUCGAUUAUUCGUCGUGUCAGAUGGCGAAAUAUCUUUUAAUUACGGACGAAUUUAAAAAACUUGCGACAGAAUUUCCAAACGAUGAAUGUUCAAUGAUACUUUUUCUUUCUAAAAUCUUUACUUUUCGUUGCGUUCUACGAAUGUCAUGUAUUCGUACGCUCGUCGUCGCAAGUCUAAUUGUAUUUUCCGGCAGCUUCUCGCAGCUGACGAUUUUUAUUAUUUUAACGUUUUAUUUUUCAUCUCUUUUUUUUCAUAUUAUUAAUUAUUAUUAUUAUUAUUACUAUUAUUAUUACUAUUAUUUUUAUAUCUAUCGACAUUGAUUUUUCCGUAGUACUAACGUUAUGCGUUUCUUUGUUUCUUUUUUUUUUUUUUUUUUUUUUUAAAACGCGCAAUACAAUGGUCAUAGAGGUAUGACCCGAAUCAUUUUAUCGAACACAGUACCUUCCUAACAGUACUAUAUUAUUAGUUGCUCCUAUCCUAAUUACCUCGAAUCUUGAUGGAUAUUGCGGAUAUCCAAGUACGUAAAUAAAUCGCAUCGACUUUGAUGUUAAGAAAAGGAAAAGGAAGAAAGAAAGGGGGAAAAAAGAAACAGAAAUGAAUAAGAAUUAUUUGACAAUGUUUAGACGGGUUGUUGUAGAGUACGUUGUUGACAGGAUGAAUAUAAAUGGUCCGAGAAGAUCGACGAUCACUUAAUAAUGAAAGGCGCUAUCUUACUGUGAUGCUGAAUAUAUACUAUAUAUAAAUAUAUAUAUAAAUAUAAAUAUAUAUAUAUAUAAUUAUACAAUUAAUAAUCGUAAUAACUAACAGGCAGCCUGACAAUUGCAGAAUUUAUUCUCCCUCGGCGAGAAAAGGGAAAUUCUCUUUGCGUCGCGCUGAUCUAUUAAAACGAGAUAAGAAAAAAAAAAAGAAGCAACAAGCUAAUAAUUAAUGAAAUAAUUAGGAACGAUUACAUAAUGUAAUUAUUGCGGAAAUAAUGAGAUAUCGAUAUUCGACGUGAUAUCAAUUAUGUCGGCCGUCGACCGUCUGCCGUGCUUGCUGCAGCUAAAAUCGAUCUUUUCGAGUAUAUAUAUAUAUAUAUGUAUUUUUUUUUUAUAUAUAUCUUUCUCUUAUUAUUUCUUCUUUUCACAAUGGAACGCAUUACAUAUACGUAUAUAUGUAUAUAUUUAUCAUUCUCGCCGCAUAAUCCAUGAUCGUUCCUUUUUAGCAGGCGAGGCACGUCAGAAUCAGCGGCAUGUUUUUUUCUGACAUUGUAUCGACGCAUUUCUCCUAGCGUUUAUCGAAAGUUAACAAAAAUAAAACAAAAUAAAAAAAAUAAUAAUAAUAGUAAAAAAGAACAAAAAAAAAUAAGAAAAAUCGCAAUGGAGAGUAACGUGCGCGUUACGAGUUAAAAAAAAAAAAUUCAUACGUAUAGUCAUCGCACGCUCGUAUAUGUAUAUGAAUAUGUUAUGUAUGUAUAUGCGUGUACGAGAGAGUGAUCGCUUUUUUCUUUCAAUUUCUUUUUGUUUUCUUUAUAUAUGUAUACAUAUAUGUAUAUAUACAUAUAUACACACAUAUAUAUGUAUAUGUAUAUAUAUAUAUAUGACUUAAUUGGCCGAUGCAAGUUUGAAUUUUUCACUCUCUUUGUCAGCAAUCAAAGAAAAACAAAAAAAAAAGAAAAGAAAAGAAUAUUAUUCGUUUUAUCUCGAAACUAUCGAUGAAUUGUAUUUUUUAUAAAUCGCGUAAAAUUCGUUUAAUCGUAGAAUCUCUUUCGUCGAAAAUAAAAAAUGAGGAAGAAGGAGGAGAAAAAUGAUGAAAAAAAAGAGAUAAAAAAAAAGAAAGAAGAGAGAUAUGAUAAACGAAUUGUAAAUCUUCUCUGCGCCGUUUGCUAAUGAUGCGUAUGCGUAUCCAGUAUUUUUUAUUUUUAUUUUUUUUUCUCUCGAUGAUAUAAAAGGAGCGGUUUUAAAGACUACAGGGAUUAUUAUGCAUAAUUAUAGGAAUAGUAAGAGAAGAAUUAUGGUGCAACAGAACAGUAUUUUUAUAUUAGCGGGGGCGCGGAAUUGUCCUCUUCUCAUCUUAUUAUUGGUAAUAUUUGAACGUAGAGUCAGAUGAUCAUUGCGCGACGUUUUCUUAUUGAUGUAUGUAAAUUGGAGUUGUGCGUUAAAAAAAAAAAAAAAGAAAAAUUUGGAAAAGAAGAAAAAAUCGCUCGCGAAUGUUUUCGUUGCGAUGCGCAAAUCAGCGUUGAAUGAUAAUGAUGAUGAUGAUGAUAAUGAUGAUUACGAUGAUAAUGAUGAUGAUGAUGAUGAUGAUGAUGAUGAUGAUGAUGAUGAUGAUGAUGAUGAUGAUGAUGAUGAUGAUGAUGAUGAUGAUGAUGAUAAUGAUAAUGAUGAUCAUGAUAAUGAUUUAUUGAUAAAUUAAUUCUUAAGAAAAAUUCGUAAAUGUUUGUAAAACUAUUAUAUGUAUUUUAUCGAGCAUUUCGAUUACAGAUAAAUUAAUAUUAUUCGCUCAAUUACCAAUUUCGAGGAAAGGAAGGAUAUGAAGGGGUGUCCUUGAUAGUACGCGCACGAAGGAUGGAUUAUAAAUGAAAAAGAAAAAUUAGGGAAAAAAAAGAAGAAAGAGAUCUUCAAUCAUCGUCUUCUCGCUCUCUCGAAAGAAAAGAGAAAUGAAAAAUAGUCACGAACAUUUUCCCCGUAGUGCUCUUAAUUUUCGAUUCUCGUUCGGAGAAAACAGUAACAAAGCCUUUUGAAAAUGUGUUAUUUGAAACUAAGGAAAACAAAAUAAUCACUAACACAUGAAAAAAGAACACACUAUUUACAUACACAACACUAUAAAACACGCUAGAAUUAAUCUCUAUUUCUCUCUCUCUCUCUCUCUCUCUCUCUCUCUCUCUCUCUCUCUCUCUCUCUCUCUCUCUCUCUCUCUCUCUCUCUCUCUCUCUCUCUCUCUCUCUCUCUCUCUCUCUCUCUCUCUCUCUCUCUCUCUCUCUCUCUCUAUCUCUUUGUAUUUUUCACGCAACGAUUUAUUAUCUUAUUCCGUAUGUAUUGCAAUAUUAUUACGAUGAACACAAGAUAGAUCAUUUUCCAAUGUCGAUCUUUGUCUAAUCUUUAUCUAUCUCUAUCUAAUCUUUUUCAAACUGCACACACACACGUUCACGAUGCUGUCUUGCCUUUAAGUUUUAUCUUGACUUCGAGUCAUAGUUCGUAAGGUAGGUUUGCCAUGUGCACUAAAAAAAAAAAAGAAAGAAAAGAAAAAAAAGGAAAAAAAAAACGAAGAAAAAAUAAAAAAAAACCAAAUAAUAAAAAAGAGAAAAGUCCGAGGAGUGAUCGCUCUCCAUCCAUCGUCCGUAUGAAGAAAAAGAUAAAAUAAAGAAAUAAUUUAAAAAAAAAAAAACAAAAAAAAAGAAAAGAAA
Vespula vulgaris is the source of this 6589-nucleotide messenger RNA. It is a transcript of the gene Mnn1, whose product is annotated as menin. Bases 189 to 2009 code for a protein of 606 amino acids. The transcript is spliced from 5 exons. The record is from RefSeq and is a predicted model, not a curated record. Gene Ontology annotation, cellular component: histone methyltransferase complex; nucleus; chromatin. Gene Ontology annotation, molecular function: chromatin binding; Y-form DNA binding; transcription cis-regulatory region binding. Lineage: Eukaryota; Metazoa; Arthropoda; Insecta; Hymenoptera; Vespidae. Gene Ontology annotation, biological process: negative regulation of cell population proliferation; negative regulation of cell cycle; regulation of transcription by RNA polymerase II.